Messenger RNA from Penicillium angulare, 1803 nucleotides. It is a transcript of the gene nar1, whose product is annotated as iron-sulfur cluster assembly protein NAR1. Gene Ontology annotation, biological process: iron-sulfur cluster assembly. Bases 1 to 1803 code for a protein of 600 amino acids. The record is from RefSeq and is a predicted model, not a curated record. The transcript has 2 exons. NCBI's taxonomy places the organism in Eukaryota, Fungi, Ascomycota, Eurotiomycetes, Eurotiales, Aspergillaceae. Gene Ontology annotation, molecular function: 4 iron, 4 sulfur cluster binding. Gene Ontology annotation, cellular component: cytosolic [4Fe-4S] assembly targeting complex.
AUGAGUGCGAUCCUAUCUGCCGAUGAUCUGAAUGAUUUCAUUUCACCAGGAGUUGCAUGUAUCAAGCCUGUUGAAUCAUUGCCACAAAAGCCUAAGGAUAAUGAGAAUCCUUACGAAGUCACCACCGAAGACAAGGUUGAACCAGAGAAUCUUCCACCGGCACAGAUCUCUUUGACUGAUUGUCUUGCCUGUUCUGGCUGUGUCACCUCAGCCGAAGCUGUUUUGAUUUCGCUACAGUCUCAUACAGAAGUUCUCAAUACACUGGACGCCUUUCCAGAAGUUCCCUUAGCGGAGUCUCAGAAUGGAACAACGCUUGCGGGUACAGAGGGCAUUGAAAAUUGCAAGAUAUUUGUUGCCAGUGUGAGCCCCCAGGUCAGAGCGGGGUUGGCAGCAACAUAUGGUAUUUCAGAGAAAGAGGCGGGGUAUAUGAUCGACCAAUUUCUACGCGGCCCAUUAGGAUUACGAUCUGGUGGAAAGCAAGGCAGUGGAUUUACAUGGGUUGUGGAUACAAAUGCCAUGCGAGAGGCUGUCUUAGUUCUCACUGCUGAUGAGGUCUCCGAGUCACUCGGUCAAAGCUCUGUGCGGGGGAGUCAAGAUGCCCCGCCCAAGCGGCCAAUAUUGUCAUCUGCGUGCCCAGGUUGGAUUUGCUACGCUGAAAAGACGCAUCCGUUUGUUCUUCCACACCUAUCUCGACUCAAAUCCCCCCAGGCCAUGUCUGGAACAUUCCUCAAAACCGUUCUCAGCAAAUCGCUUGGUGUCUCCCCGUCUCAAAUUUGGCAUCUAGCCGUUAUGCCUUGUUUCGAUAAGAAAUUGGAGGCCAGUCGCGAAGAACUCACCGAUGUAUCCUGGCAGCAAGGCGUUGACCAGAACAUGGCUGAACCCAAUCAGCCCGUUCGCGACGUGGACUGUGUUAUCACUACUCGGGAGCUUCUAUCCCUGGCUUCGUCCCGGGGUCUUUCUCUCCCCAGCUUGCCUCUCAAGCCUCUGUCGUCAAAAUACAACAUCUCAUUCCCGGAAAGGUCUCUAGACUCGUUCAUUUCAUUCCAAAGUUCUCCUACAGAGCAAUCCCUUGCAACAGGUACAUCAGGGGGUUAUUUGCAUCACGUGUUGACAACCUUCCAAGCCCGCAACCCAGGAAGCAACUUGGUGACAAAUCGAGGGCGUAAUUCAGAUGUUGUUGAAUAUGUUCUUAUGUCCGCAGAAGGGCAGAAAAUUAUGAAGGCAGCCCGAUAUUACGGUUUUCGAAACAUUCAAAACCUUGUUCGAAAACUCAAACCUGCUCGGGCAUCUCGAAUGCCGGGAGCCAAGCCCCUAGCGGGCCGACGCCAGCCUGUUUCUCGAAAUGCUGCGAGUGGCAAUUCAGGAUCAGACUACGCAUAUGUCGAAGUAAUGGCCUGUCCAGGCGGCUGCACUAAUGGCGGUGGACAAAUCCGAGUGGAGGAUGCUAGAGAAGUGAACGGUACAUCUCAAUCCAUUGAUGCAGGUGUUGAGGCUGAGUCAUUGAAGCCCUCUCCCCAUGAACAACGUGCUUGGCUUGCCCGUGUCGACGAGGCAUAUUUCUCGAUGGAAUCAGAGUCUGACUUCGAGUCCGACGGUCUCGCCCAACCUAUCUCCGUUAUCGAUAAAGAGGCUCGAGUGCAUGAGGGACUCCAACGUUGGUCCCAGUAUAUGGGCGUCCCACUAUCCAAACUCGCUCUUACUACUUACCGUGAGGUAGAAAGUGACGUUGGCAAAGAGCAGGCCCCUGCCGAUGAAACUAAUCGGGUGGUUGAACUCGCUGGAAAGAUCGGUGGUGGGUGGUAA